This is a messenger RNA of Mugil cephalus (flathead mullet), 1640 nucleotides long. It is a transcript of the gene cenatac, whose product is annotated as centrosomal AT-AC splicing factor. Lineage: Eukaryota; Metazoa; Chordata; Actinopteri; Mugiliformes; Mugilidae. Bases 203 to 1285 code for a protein of 360 amino acids. The transcript is spliced from 11 exons. The record is from RefSeq and is a predicted model, not a curated record.
UUCGUGACGGAACUGCUUCCUGUAACACACGACUGACACAAAUCGUUGCUAACCUGCAUUGGUCUAUAUCAUUUUUAAGGUUUCAUCAGAAUUUGAUGAUUCGCAAAGACCGAUUCGUAAAGACCGAAAAUGUGUUGACUGUUUGUUUUUUAUCACAGGUUUUAUGUCAGUAAAAGUAUUCAGGACCUUGCAAAGUGUCUAAAUGGGUGCACAUUACUGCGCCAUAUGCAGACAAACAACAUUCACUGGCAAGGGACAUAUCUUCGGAAAAAAUCACCAAAGCAGACUCAGAGUGGUUGUUCUCAAGUUCAUAGAAAAGGUGAAGGAAGCUCGACGAACACUUAAAAAGCCCCAAGUAGAAAAGUUUGACUAUACCCAGCACAAGCAGACGUUCUGGUGCUACUGCUGUGGACUUGAAGUCGAAAAAAAUGUUACGGACGGCAACAUGACUGUGCUGUUUGGAGGCUUGUUGGAACACAUGGCCACCCCGGAACACAAGAAGAACACACACAAGUUCUGGUGGGAAAAUAAGGCCGACCCAAAGUUUAGAGACAAGGUCAUUAUCACAGAGGAGGAAACUGAAAGGUUUAAAGCUGAGGUGGAAAAGGUGUUGGAAUCAUUUGUGGAGAAAGAGGAUGAAUACAUUAAAGAGGAAGCUGAUAAUAUCCGGGCCCAAGAAAAGCAUCGUCAGGAGGUCUUUCAGUCGCUUUUAGAGCGUGACGCAGAGCCGGAGUUGUUCAAUGGAUCCAACGGCAUCGAAGUGUCUGCAGAGGAUUCUGUCAGCUCUCAGUUUAUGCCUCAAGGAUCAGCGCAGCAGGUCGGGAGCAGCUUUGUCGACUCAAUGGCUGAAGUGCCGUGGGCUGCAGCGGGACCAGGCCUGACCUUCAUCGGUUAUCAGGAUUCAUCAAACAGUGGAAAUGUUCAUACAGGUGCCCUCCCUCCUUGGCUCCAAGACGAUCCACAGGAGGGGACCUCGGGAACUGACGGGCACCCAGAGAUUGGCCCAUCACAUCAAGAAUUCCUCAAGCAGAAGGAGCAAGAGAAGCUGAAAAAGCUUCCUCCAAACAGAGUGGGGGCCAACUUUGAUCACAGCUCCCACACAGACGCCAACUGGCUUCCCUCCUUCGGUAGAGUGUGGAACAGCGGCCGACGCUGGCAGUCCAGGCGCCAAUUCAGACAGGAGGAAGGACAGAAGAACAGACAGAAGAGGAAGAAGGAGCACAGCACGGAGGCUUCAAAGAAAACAAAAACCACUGAGCCGCCGUCAUAUUCUGACAACACUUAAAACUAACUGUGUGAUGAUUCAGAGGCAACCAUCAUACUAUGACAUGUAUAUACUGUGGCUUGCACAUUGUGAACAAGGGACUAUAUUUUUGAUGAGAUGUACUGAGAAUGAAUAAUAGUGCUGAUUAUUUUAUCAAGAUGAAAAGUAAUAUGUAAGAUUUUUUUUAAAUACCUGACAUGUUUUGACUGUUUUGUCUGUUGUGAUAUGAGAAUCAGCACUAUUAUUCAAGUUAAAUAAGACAAAAUGAAGAUUUUUGAAAGAACCACUGAUGGCCAAGUGAGUGUGUGUGUAUGGGAAAUUGUACAUGCACUUUAUUGCUGUAAAUAUAUGUACUUGGUAAAAUAAAGCUGUGGCU